Messenger RNA from Anisakis simplex (herring worm), 633 nucleotides. Lineage: Eukaryota; Metazoa; Nematoda; Chromadorea; Rhabditida; Anisakidae. The record is from the annotation of a GenBank genome assembly.
AUAUGGUCGGAUGUGUCGCAAGAGAAGAUAAUGAUCUGCCAUUUGGGCAAGGGUCUGAGUGUGAAGGAUAUCAAGCAGUGCGCCGAGGGACGUGAGAACAUUACGCUGGUCGAUAAGGACAUAUCAACACCGGACGGACUGGCUGUCGACUGGGUACAUCAGUUGUUGUUUUGGACAGAUACUGGACUCGAUCAGAUAAAUGUGGUGGAUUUGGUGUCGCGUCGUCGUCGAACAUUGUUCUCGGAUGGUUUAGACGAACCGAGAGCGAUUGCAGUGGAUCCAUCGCGAGGACUGUUGUUUUGGACUGACUGGGGUGUGCAUGCGAGGAUCGAACGAGCUGGCAUGGAUGGCAACGAUAGAACGGUUUUGAUAAGUGGUGACUCAAUAAAGUGGCCGAAUGGACUUGCGUUGGACAUCUUAGAGCAACGUGUGUAUUGGGCGGAUGCAAAAGUGAAACUGAUAAUGUCGUGUGAUUAUUGGGGUGAGAACACUCGUCUGGUGAUAAGGUCACAUCAACGGCUCAAACAUCCGUUCUCGUUGACGGUCUUCGAGGAACGUUUGUAUUGGACGGAUUGGGAUCAUGAGGGCGUUCUGACCGCUAAUAAAUUCACUGUAUUGUUACCAUAUUUGUAA